CAUGACUGGCCUGGCACGGGUCGGUGUCUCGGCCUGGGGUAGCUCAUGCUGCGCCAGCGUGCGCGCAGGUCGAACGAGCUGUUCGAGCGCGGGUACAUGCGCGACCUCUCGGGGCGCGGGGCCCCCAGGGCGCUCGGAGGCGCCGCGUCCGCGCGCAGCCUGUCCGACAGGCUCACGCCCAGGCAGCAGCAGCAGCUCGGAGUCCUGCGCCGCCGGCUAGAGGCGAGCCUGCUCCCGGGGGCAGCGGCGUCCCCGGAGCGCUCCGCGGUGAUCGCACCGCCGUCCGGGGCGGCGAGGCCGCUGCCGGCGGGGGCGCCCCCCGAGGGGCGGCGGUCUGCCCGGGCAGCGGUGCCGCCGCAGGGGGCCGGAGGGCCCGCCGCGGGAACGCCGGGCGGGAGCGGACGCCCAGACGCCCAGGAGCUCCUCUUGCAUACGAGCUCGACGCAGGGCGAGUCUCACUUCGCGGGCGCGAGCUCCCGGCCUGUCCGCGCAGAUGCAGAUUCCCCUUUUCCUCUGCUCAGCGCGGCCUCGCCUCCGUUUGCGCUGCGGGCGGCUGAGCAGCCAAGGCUCUCCCAGCUCGACGUGCUCCACGUGCAGCGGAGCUGCCCCUUGGCGGCCGAGGCUCCUCUCGCCAUCCUGCUGCCCAGCGGCGCCGCCCUCGGGUCUGGCAGGCCGCAGGCCGCCUUGGAGGCCACGCUGCCGGAGCGGCCGCCGCAGGCCGAGCCCGCGCUCGCCCCCUGGAUGCCAGGCGGGCCCAUGGCGCCGGCGGCCGCCAGGGCCUCGGGCCGCGGGUCGGUGGGCGCCUGGCCCCUCGAGGCGCCUGCCGACCCGCGCCGCAGGCUGCGCGCCGUCACCGAGGCGAUCCACCAGCUGCUGGGCCCCGACCUGUGCGCCCACGGCAGGGGCCUACCGCCGCGCGGGGGGCCCCCGCCGCCCGCGGCGGCGGCGGCCCCGCGCGGGGCCGCGGUGCUGCGCAGCUGCAAGGCCGCGGUGAUCUCCCAGGCGGACGCCCUCGCGGACGCGGUGCUGCAGCACGUGCUCGGGGACACCGUGGGCGCGCUGAACGGGCUGCCUGGGCUCGGCCUCCGGCCCUCCAGCGGGCCGGGCACCCCGCGGCCUCGGGCGCCGGAGCGGGCCGCCGGCGGCGGCGGCCUGGCGCAGAGGGCCGCGCGCGACGCCGCGGCCGAGCUCGUGGAGCUGGAGGAGAGCCUCGCGCGGUGCUACUCGGCGUCGGCGGGCAGCGGACCCCCCCGCCCUGCCGGCGCGGGCGGCGCCGUGGCGCGGCGCGCGGGCUCCGAGGGCGGUGGGCGCCCCGCGGCGCCGGAGGAGGGCCUCGCGCGGUGCCGCUGGGCGGUUGUCGCGGCCGGCGCGGGCGGUGCCGGGGCGCAGCGCGCGGGGCCGCGGGAGGAGGAAGGGCGGCGGGCGAGGUGCCGCGGCGAGGCCGGCGGCGGGUGCUCCCGCGGGCAGCACCGCGGGGGACGGUGGCCGUGGGGCGAGGAGGCGCCAGAGCUCUGGCCCGCUGCCCUGCCCGCGGAGCGGGUGCGGCAGCUGGAGAGGUACAGGACACGCUUCGCGCAUCACUGCGUUGCCACGCGCGAGUCUGGCAUCGACCGCGGCUGGCCUGGAGAUGCGGCUUCCACAGCGACGUGGGUGAUCUGGCCGUACCUCGCCGACUCCAUCGCGAUGGCCGCAGUGGAGGGCGCGAUCGAGGACGUUCAUGCAGCGCUCGAGCGCCACGUGGACGAGAUGGUGAGCCGAGAGAUUGGGGCUGUGAUCUGA
Prorocentrum cordatum is the source of this 1779-nucleotide messenger RNA. The record is from the annotation of a GenBank genome assembly. NCBI's taxonomy places the organism in Eukaryota, Dinophyceae, Prorocentrales, Prorocentraceae.